This is a messenger RNA of Momordica charantia (bitter melon), 601 nucleotides long. It is a transcript of the gene TOM5, whose product is annotated as mitochondrial import receptor subunit TOM5-like protein. Gene Ontology annotation, cellular component: mitochondrion; mitochondrial outer membrane translocase complex. NCBI's taxonomy places the organism in Eukaryota, Viridiplantae, Streptophyta, Magnoliopsida, Cucurbitales, Cucurbitaceae. The record is from RefSeq and is a predicted model, not a curated record.
CGUAAGCUUGCUACACAGUCCACAAGCCAAUUCCUCUCGGCUCCCAACCAAACCUCAGAAACCAAAACCCUAAAGCCUUCAUACGCCCUCCUCUCUGUGCGACAAUGGCGGACGCUUCGAGUUCGAUGAAGAAGGUGAAGAAUUUUAUCUGUUCCGGAACUUCGAAUUCGGUGGAGACGGUGAGAUCGUUUCUCAAUUCUCAGAUUCAUGACGAGGAAAAGUGGGCCUUGAACAUGAAAUUGCUUCGAGCAGCUGGAAUGUUUGCAGGAUCUAUCCUUCUCAUGCGGAAUUAUGGUGAUCUUAUGGCAAUAUGAGAGCUAAAGAAAGGGCAGCAAUUCUUAGCUCAUAAGUUUUCGCUAUUUUUGGGUUUGUUACAGCUCUAUUAGAUUUCUGAUAGGAAGUUUCAAUUUUUUCUUUUGGUCUUGAUAAUGUUGAAUUGAUGAGAAUGUAUUCUCUUUUUCCCCUUUAAAGUAGACUGAAUUUUCCAUGUAGAACAGAUGGAAAUAUGAAAACUGAAAUCCAAAACAUUUAUUAAACCUCUAAAACUGUAGCUCUACCUUCUUCCCACCUGCAUAAUAAGAGAUUCUUUUUCACCUUCUCA